Molecule: messenger RNA, 2382 nt
Organism: Acanthaster planci (crown-of-thorns starfish)
Lineage: Eukaryota; Metazoa; Echinodermata; Asteroidea; Valvatida; Acanthasteridae
Product: beta-lactamase domain-containing protein 2-like
Source: RefSeq, a predicted model, not a curated record
GCACUCAAUCGCCUCUCAAAAUGCAGCAGCCGUCAGUUGUGUAUGGGCAAAUCCGCACGAGCUAUCAGAUCAGGACAGUGCGCAAAUAUACUUUGUGUCCAGCCAAAUUAGCAUAUUCUAUUCAAAAGAAAACCAGCGGUUAUCAGUUAAUAGCUCCAUUGACAAUAUGCAUGAAGGCCCGCAUUGAUUUAUGUCAGAGUACAUGUACAUCGCAAGCGCUCGAUUCACCAUAUUGACAGAGCCUUCGAAAUGACGGUCACUAAAAGUGCAUUCCUAGUGUGCGCAACCGCCAUAUUGACGGUAUACCUGCCGCAGCUAUGGACCACGACUCGGCCAGUCAUCACUGGAGGAACCGUGCAGCCAGGAUUCGAGUCGGUGGCCAAACUGUUCAGGGAGAACUUUGAGAAUGGCGUGGAAUAUUCCACUGGUGGUUCCGCCUACUCGGUGUAUUACAAAGGGUCAAAGGUCGUGGAUAUCUGGGGCGGCUACGCUGAUAGCGAGACAGGCCGACCAUGGAAGGAGGACACCAUUAGUAUUUUCUUUUCAACAACAAAAGGUAUUGCAGCAGUUUGCAUCGCUGCUCUCGUCGACAGAGGUCUCCUUGACUACGACAAGACUGUGGCUUCUUAUUGGCCAGAAUUUGCUCAGAAUGGCAAAGAAAAUGUCACAGUGCGCGAGCUCUUGAAUCAUCAGGCUGGGCUGUCCUACACUCAUGAUAAACUCACCUACCCUCUCACGGCAGACCAGGAUGCGCUGGGCGAGGUCUUGGCGCGGGCACCUCCAGCUUGGGAACCGGGCACGGCCCACGGAUACCAUGCUCUUUCGUUUGGUCUGUACCUCAGUCAGCUGUUGAGACGCGCUGAUCCCAAGCAUAGAACCAUCGGCCAGUUCUUCAAGGAAGAGAUCGCUCAGCCAUUUGAUGUGGAUUUUUACAUCGGUCUACCGCUGGAGUCUUACCAUCGGGUUGCACGGCUCAAGGGCGACACCAGCAGUGUGCUGGUCACGUUGUUGAAGGGGCUUACCAGUCCCUCAAACCGGCAACUGCUGUGGGCCAUGGUCACGGGCAAGAGUGAUUUACCGAAAAUCUUGGAGGCAAGCGGGGACACUGCCGAUUCCAGUACUUUCACGAGCCCUGAAGUUCUGACCCUUGAACAACCGUCUGCGACCGGCAUCGGUACGGCACGAGCCGUCGCCAAGAUUUACGGGAUCCUUGCCAACGGAGGGCAGAGUGUAGAAGGUCAAAGGCUGGUUUCCGGUGACAUCAUCGAGAAGUUCCUCAGCGAGGCCAAGAGAGACGGUUCCAUAGACAGGACUAUUGGCUUGGCAACUGUCGUUAAUCUGGGGUUCUUCAUCGAUGAAUACGAGGGUUCAUCGCGGUUUGGACAUCCAGGGGCCGGCGGCAUGCAAGGCUGUGCCGAUCCUCAACGAAAGCUCGGCAUAUCAUACCUCUCCAGUUACGGCUCUCAGUUCGGCCUAGGCGACGACCCCCGAUUCACCUCACUCCAGGCAGCAACGUAUGCAUGCAUCAAUAAACUAGAGGCCCAGAAGUAGUCGUUAAACUGUUUCCACGCUGGCAUUUAUGCUGCAAAUGUUUCGUGACGGCGAAUCGUCAACGCAUGCGCACUUGUGCGACAUACGAACCGGCCUACAAAAGGAAGAUCAAAGCCCUCUAAAAUUUCUACCAAAAUUAAUUGAACUGAAUCCGUUAACUUCGUCAACAAAUAAAUGAAUGAUUUAUUCAAUAACAAUUCGGGAAAAUGAUCUUAUCAGUAAAGUGACGACAUUCACGGUGUUAGCCAUUGAAAUAUUCCUAUCACAAGCAACUGCAUUACUUUACAAACUGCAGUUUACUUAUAUGAAAAAGUGAUUAAACGAAAUGCAUUUUCUGAGGCAAUGGAUGCCCACUCAUAUUUUAAUUUACGGCUGAAAAAGUAGAAUAAAUGUGUCAUUUUAAAAUUUAAAAUCGGAAAUCUUGUUGUCUGGUUUGAAUAGGCUACUUCAAAUGGUGCGUGAAAUGUAAUUAUUUUUUUUACUAACGAAGUAUCAAUAGUUGAAACCAUUUAAGGCAGACCCUUCUACAUCGUUUCGAUAUCGUGCCUCAAUUAUAGCUUAUUUCGCUAUUUCUGGACAUUUUUGAGCUAACGUCAUCACACGGAGUAUCUACAAAAUCUCUUGGUGGAGCUUCACGGCAUAAUAAAAAUCAAGCAAGAUGAAUCUGGUCACGAUGUCUUUUCCUCGUGUAUAAAUGCCACUUGAAGCAAAGCGACAUUACCAUUUUAGCUAAAAUCUCUGCAUAGUUAUAAAGUUUGCUUAUUAUAACAUGUUAGAGGUAUGGUAAGAUGUUUCUUUAACAAUUUUAAGCUAAUUUUUCCCUUGCAAUAA